This is a messenger RNA of Tachysurus vachellii, 2205 nucleotides long. It is a transcript of the gene ccdc3b, whose product is annotated as coiled-coil domain containing 3b. The record is from RefSeq and is a predicted model, not a curated record. Gene Ontology annotation, biological process: negative regulation of gene expression. Gene Ontology annotation, cellular component: extracellular region. NCBI's taxonomy places the organism in Eukaryota, Metazoa, Chordata, Actinopteri, Siluriformes, Bagridae. The transcript is spliced from 3 exons. The coding region runs from base 348 to 1172 and encodes 274 amino acids.
CCCCACUUUGUGACAGCCUAGUGUAGUACACUGGGGAGGGAUUUAAACCUAGAUUGGAUUUGAGAUCGGUCAAUCUGAUCUGGCAACCCAGCGUCCAAACGAGCCGUGCGUAAUGCCAGAUCACGGAACGGGAUGGAGAGAAGAAAAGCAGCAGUUUGAAUAAGCAUUCAACCAGAUGCACUGAUGUUGUAGGUUAAAAAGUUACACUGUAAUAGCUUUGUUGCAAUAACUUUCUUUACACACAAAGCGUUCCCGUGCACAUGGAUGCUGCGCGUUGUGAUUAGAUCUGGUUUUGAGUAUUAGGGCUGCUUUAGGAGGCUCGCGCGCCCUGGACACGGUUCCUCGCGAUGCGUGCAAUUGCGACAUUCGUGGCUCUGCUCACGCUGUGCGUGAUCGCGGUGCAUGGGUGCCAGCUUCCCCAUGACUGGAGACCGCAAACGGAAGCGUGCCGCGCUGAGCUGGCCGAGAUAAUCGUUUUCGCCAGGGUGCUCGCUGUUCAUCAGGACGCGCACGGAGGCGCGUAUAACUACCUGCCGUGGCAGCACGAAGCCGGACUCUUCUUCUCGGCUGAGAUCGAGCUGCUGUGCGACCAGGCGUGGGGCAGCAUGUUGGAGGUGCCCGCCGGCUCGCGCUUCAACGUCACCGGACUCGGCUACUUUCCAUGUUACUCAUACAGCGUGGUGGAAAAUAACAACUACUACUUUUUCUUGAGGAUGGAUGAAAACUACAACAUUAUUCCUCAUGGAGUGAAUUUCCAGGACCCCAUCUUCCCUGACACGCCUGAAAACCAUCGCAUGUUCGCCAGCCUCUUCCAGUUCUCCAACUGCACAUCUGGGACUCAGGUCCACACGUACACUCCAGAGUGGGAGGCACAGGAGGACAGCCGGCUCCUGUGCUCCACAGUGCAGAAAGCUCUCUUUGAGGAAGAGGAGAAGGUCAAAACACUUUCUCAGAAGGUUAAGGUGCUUGAGAAAGCCAACAACCACCUGAGGGACAAAGUGAAGAAUCUGAAGCGUUUGCUGAGACUGGCCAAACGGGAGACCAAGGAUCAGACGGUGCUUCUUAAACAGCUUCAUGAGCCUGAACCAGAGCUUCCACAUCCACAGCAAGAUACCACCCAGGUUCAAAAACCUGUUAAUCCGAAGAUCCUUCCAAGGAAGCUUAAAAACUAAGGAAUUUAGUCUAAUUGCUUCCAAACUGGGAAAUUUUGCUUAAGUACUGCCAGGUAGUCAAACCAAAUACACAACAUUAGGUAUGUGUAUUAAUAAAAUUUCCAUAGACUAGAAUGAAACUUAUAAUAUGGAAGUUAACAGACUUACAGUACAGUACAUACAGUAUGUAUGCAUCAGCUCAGGAUUAACAGAGAAAGGACUUGACCCAGAAAACAUGAAUGUGCAUCAGGUUAGUACGUAAUGAGAAGAAAUGUUGAAUAUCAAUGAAUGAAUAUUUUCCAGCUAUUUUGAUCCAUGUUCAAAAGGAAACUACUGUAAUACAUUCACAGUGUCAGAAAUGAGAGAGAGAAAAGAGAUUAGAUCAUAGUCAUAGGUCAGCAUCUUGUGGUUUCAUGUAACAGCUAGAAUAUUAACCAAUGGAUUAUGGUGUGUCCAUUAAUAAUUCCAUAAUAAUUCUAUUCAAUGACCAUCCACUCCUUUUCAAAUGCACAUGUAUAUUAGAACAUUUUGUUAAAGCCUUCCUGGACAUACCUGGAUUUAGAAGCACUUACAGUCGGGUGCCAGUAGGCUGUCAUCAGACUGAUAUUUUACCUUGCAUAAGUCUUGCAUAAAAGAAUGUCGGAAUUUCACAAUAUUUGACCAUUUAAGGUUAAAGCUUUUUCGUAUAUUCUCAAAACAUGGAUGCACUUGAUAUCUCUGGAAUGUUACACUACACUCUUUCCAAAUGUCUCUCAGCAUUUCUUUUAUGAUAUCAAUCUGCAUAAUGCUUAUUUUCUUUUUACUUUUUUCUAUUUUUUUUUUAAAUAACCAGGGUGCUGAGCACUCCAUAAAUAAAACCACUACUCAGUAUGACUUAUUUUAAGGCCACAUUUUUCAGUAUUUAGUGAACUGAUAUGAAUUUAUGUUAAGGUCAACGAUUUUACUAAAAAAAAAGAAUGAAUUGUAAGCAAUAUUGUUUUUCCAUGUAUGUUUAACAUAUUCAUAAGUUGUUAUGUAUGCCAUUAAAAUGAAAUAAACUUGCUGUUUUACUUAA